CUGAUGUCUGAGUAUUUGAAGAAAAUGGAGAUGAAAAGAAAAUUGAUGGAUAGGGCUGCCAAAUGGGUAUAAAAGGCUUAAAAGUUGGUAGAUACUGUUGUUUUAAGCCUGAGUGGGUUAAGGCAUUCCAGUGAGGGGAGUCUAGGGUUACACUGCAAAGGGUAAGUAGCAAAAAAAGAGAAAUAUCUGCCCAUUUUACAUGACAGGAACCAAUAAGCUCCUACCAGUUGCUUCUGCAGUCUGGCCACCAAGAUUGACGUGGAAGACACGUCAGAUUGAUCUGAACAAACUUCAAGCAGAUAACUUGAGCAAUUCAAGCCCUAAUCGGAUGAAGAUCACCUUGAGCUUUUGUGUCGUGCAUUUGAAGUUGCUGUUCAAACACUACAAGAGAGCAGAUUUGGAAGGAAGUGCCUUCAGACUCCAGAACACUCCUCCCAGCUCAGCCCAUUGGAGAAGCCUCUGUUCCCCUUCUCAGUCCAUGUAUCUCUGGGUUAAAUCUGUCUGACUGCCUUUAACUCUGUGCAGAACCUUCCCUGGCUUUCCCCCCUUGCGGGAUGGGUAAGAAACCUUUUAAAACUCACUUGGAAGAUUGAGAAAACAUUAGUAAGCAUGAGGAUAGAGAGUGCAUGGGGUGGGAUCUGACUCAGUAAGGGAGCACUUUCGUUUUACAGAUUGAAAAAUAACACAAGUCAGAAAGUCUAAGGCUCCCCUGCCUCUCCUGCAUGUAACAGAGACAUGUAUAUUUUGCAGUAUUCCAGCCUACACCCUAUCUAGAAGUAUAUGGAUGUUUUGUUGCAUUGUGCUUUAGAGAUAGCCAGCUUGCUACAAUGUAUCAACAAUGUAUCGCCAGUGAGUUCUGUUAUUCCAUAAGUCAGUGAGUGGCCACUGAUUUGCCAGAUAUUUGAGGAAUGUGCAUUUAUUACAGUUGCUUUGCCAGAAUUACCUUGUGAUUGCCUGUCUGAUUUUGAUUCACCCUGCAGAGCAAGCUUAUGGAGAAGUGAAUCAGCUCGGGGGGAUGUUUGUGAACGGAAGACCAUUGCCCAAUGCCAUCAGACUGAGGAUAGUGGAACUAGCCCAGCUGGGAAUUAGACCGUGUGAUAUUAGCAGACAGUUACGUGUGUCUCAUGGAUGUGUGAGUAAAAUCCUGGCCAGGUACAAUGAGACUGGCUCCAUCCUUCCAGGAGCUAUUGGGGGAAGCAAGCCAAGAGUCACCACUCCCAAUGUGGUGAAGCAUAUCAGGGACUACAAGCAAGGAGACCCAGGCAUCUUUGCUUGGGAAAUCAGAGACAGACUACUGGCUGACAACGUCUGUGACAAGUACAAUGUGCCUUCUGUGAGCUCAAUCAGCAGGAUUUUAAGGAAUAAAAUUGGGAACCUGUCUCAGCCCAGUCAAUAUGAAAAUUCCAAGCAGCAGUCAUCACAAGCUUCCCUGCCUUAUAAUCACAUCUAUCAAUACCCCUACCCUAACCCCAUCUCACCUGGAUCCACCAAGGUAGGGGGCCAUCACCCAGGAGUGCAUAUGCCCAGUGGACAUGUCAGCAUUGCAAGAUCCUGGCCAUCAGCCCACUCUGUCAACAACAUUUUGGGCAUCCGUACCUUUAUGGAACAAACAGGUGAGUUUGUGGAAAGUCAUUAUACCAUGACUGCAGACUGGGUGAUAACAGCCUUCUGUCAAGGUUGCGUAUUCUCUCUCACACACACAGACACACACAGAUACACAGAUACACACAUACACACACAUACACACACAGACACACAUAGACACACAUAGAUACAUAUACACACACAUGUACACGCACACACACUGUCACUAGUACUCUUUCUAUAGUCCAAUAAAUAAGAUGUAUCUAUGGAACAAUAAAAGGUAUUUUGUUAGUGUCAGUUUGUGUCUAUAUUUGAAUAUAUACUAAAAAAAAACAAAAACAAAAACAAAAAACAGGCUCAUAAAUGCAGAGUUCUAAAGCUAAAGAAUUCAAUCACCAUGGGAACCGAUGGAAUGUUCCUGUGGCUUGUUUUGUUUAUAGAACGUUGCCCUAUGUUGCUAUUUGCAUAUAAUCUGCAUAUCAGGUAAAUAAACGCAUUAUCUCAUAUGUAUUAAGUGGUUACCGUACACAUUUUAAUAUCUUCUCGUAGAAAUGCUAAAAGUGGAAAGUGUGGACUAUGUAAAAGACAGACACAAACUAGAAUAGUACUACUCAUAAUAAAAUAAUACAAACAGUUUAUUAUUACAAUACUGGUUAACAGAAGAUAGUAAUACAUAAAUUAAACACAUCUCAGAAGCAAUAUAGGUUAACACAUAUUAUGUCUCUAAAACAUGUCAUAAAACAACUUUGGCUACAUUUUAAACUUAGCAUUAAACUAAUGUUAAACACUGUACAGGUGUUCUCUCAUUUAUCAAUGCGUUAUUAGCAGUAAUUAUUUAAUUUGUAAUAUACACAUUGUUUAUUACAUUUCGGGGUAAAACUAAUAUCACAUAAAUCAUGUAUCUAAGUGUGGUAUUUGUUUGCUUGUUGUGGAUUCACGUGGAUUACUCACUAAAUACCGAAUUAUAGUGAAUUACAAAAGACGAACUGCAAAAUGUAGGCUAAAAUACACAAUUCGGGUCAUUUGGAGAAUACAUCAGCAUACAUUUUGAAAUUCGGUUUCCAAUUCAGUGGAAUUCGGGUUCUAGUGAAUAUAUGUAUUAUUUCUGAAGAUUUCUUGUGCUUACUUUUCGCUUUUACCAGUAAUAAAAGUGAAACCAACAUUACCUAAUGUGAAUCUGGCCCAACCAGCCAGAGGUUUAAUAAAUUCUGGGUCAUAUUCACCCUUAACUGUGCUGUUUAUAAACUUAUCCGAAAUAUUAGAGAGGGUAAGUCAGCAAAAUAGCUUUUUUUCUUUCUUUUUCUUUUUUGUCUCAGAGAGUUUGGCCUUUGGUUAGCAAGUCGCCUUUUUUAGUCGCCAGUACUUACAACUUAGUAAAUACAUCCCUUAGUAAUUAGCAUUGUAAUGAUUCGUUAUGGUUGGCUUCAAAAUUAAACGUUUCUUGAAUUGUGAAUUAAAAAAAAAGCUAGUUACUUGUCAUAACAUAUAAAUGUACAAUGUGCCCACACGUCUAUGUACUAUGUUAAAGAAUAUACGUGUUCUCCAUAUACAUACACAUUUCAUAUAUAUAUAUAUUGUGUGUGUAUAUGUAAAACACACACACACACACACACACACAGACACACACACACACACACACACACACACACAUAUAUAUAUAUAUGUAUGUAUAUGGAAGUAUGUAUAUGUUUAAACAGUAUCUAAAUAUUGUACUGGUUGAUACAUUUUUCAAUUUUAUCCAUACUUUUACUUAUGGUCAAGAGAACAAUAUAAUGCCAACAUUUAGUAGCAUUAGUCAUCUAUGAUAUAUGUAUAAAUUAAAAUUAUAAAUAACAACAAUAUAACUAAGCAAAUGUAUAAUUCAAAUACAUUUUUGCAAUAUUUGCAAGUUCCAGAAUUUUACUCGCUGUCUAUGAAAGGAUCUGUUCUCAAAACAGUCAGUUUAACAUUGUUGCAAAAUAUAGAAGGAACAGUUGAAUAAUUGUAAAAUGAAAGUAGGAGACUUUUUGCAACUUGCAAAUGUUAGUUUAAACUCUGGAAGUCUAUACUGUCAGUUCCCCUUAAUUUUCUGUUUACUAAAAGAUGGUAAUAUUAUUACCCCUAAAAAGCCAGUUAUAAUGUUUGUGUGAAUCAGGCCAUUAGUAAUAUUAUUAUGGUAUGUUUAUCAUGUUAUGAUUUAUUAAAAGGUAACUAACUCUGAUGUAUUCUGUUGGUUUAGGAGCCAUUGCUGGAGCAGAUACCUCUGUUUAUUCUCCAAAAAUGGAAGAGUGGGCAAGUGUCAAUAGAUCGGGUUUUUCUACCACCCAGAACAUCAACUGCAUUGAUAAAAGUGCUGUGGAUCCAGACAUUAAAUAUUCACAGGUAACCUGCAAUUCUUCUCUAACAUAUUAUUUAACACCUGUAUGACAAAGUGGGAGGAAUUUUGCAAUGCAUGAAAAAUAAUAUUGAAACCUUCAAUUUGAAUAAUUUAUCAGAUAAACCUCUCAUUUAUUUAUUUAUCAUUUUUAAAGUGUUAGUUUAUUUCUUUUUAAUGUAUUUAUUGUUGCAAAUUCAAGGAUCAGUGUAAAGAUAUGCCAAAAAGUUUCUGUAAAUUGAAAAUUUUCAUUUCAUUUUUUUUUUGUAACCUUUUCACCUGAAAGACAGGUGCAGAUUUUUGGCACAAAGUGAAAUAUUUUUAAUUUUUUUUUUUCUCCCAUCCUCUUCAUGUUGCAGCCUGCUUCAAGCCUGACAUCAGUGGGGAGUUUUGUUCAAGCCUGUGCAUACCCCUCUGCCAACCAGUAUGGGGUUUAUGGGGGACCAGGAACUGGCUACGUGACCCCAGGCCACCACUGGCAAGCACAAGGUAGCCCCAUUGCUCAUCAUGGGCCGAGCGUGACUGUACACGGUGGAGACAUUGCGUCCCCUAUGACCUUCAAACACCAAGUCAGGGAAGGUAUGAAAACAAGAUGAAAAAUGGGAGCUGUGUGCAGCUGCUCAGAGGAAACUGCCGGCUGGGGGGCAGUUACUGUGAGGUCGCUGGGUUUGGCAAAAAGAAACAACAGUGAGAUUUUGAAGAAAGGGAUGUGAGGGGGAAAGUAUGGCCCUUUUUUCUGGAUGGCUGUUUUAUGACCUGGACAAUUUAUAUUUGAUGCAUGAGGGUCUUCCUUUCACCGCAAAGAUUUAUAGAUAGCAAUCACUCACUGUCAAAAGCACCUUGAAUGCUUUAUUUUACCUUUUCCUUAUGUUCCCUCCAAUAGAGCAUAUUGAUACCAACUUCUACUGAGAGAAUAGCUGGGUUUAAAUCGCAUCUCUCUCCAAAAUAUAUACGAAAAACUCAGAAGAGCUAAAAAAAUAAAUAAUAAAAAAUAUAUAUUUUUAUUUUGGUCUCAAAUCCAAGUCAUUAUAUAUCACUUCAUCUACUGCCCCAUAUUCUAUCUAUCUAUCUAUCUAUCUAUCUAUCUAUCUGUCUGUGUCUGUCUCUUGAUUUAAUUUGAUCCUUAAUUUAAGAUUCAAACGUAUUCUGAAAGGUGACUAUGUUUAGUCGGUGGGUUAGAACAGGAAGUGAUAUAUAACGCUGUAAUAGUCUCUGUGACAUUGUUGUUAUAACAAAAAAAAAACACAAGUUGUAACAAAAACAUUCGUUUUUUACAAGUUUAUAAACGAUUAGGUUUCCGUAGGAGUUCUAAAAAGAUACAUUUAUUAUUUGUCAAUAAUACAUUAGAAGUGCAUAUAUCUUUUAAAAUCAGUCUUUGCAUUUAAUUAUGAAUGGAACUAGUCAGUGUGUUUUAUGGGGCAAAACCUUGUCAUAUAUAAAAGUGCAACUUAAUUUAGUUUUUACACAAGAACUGCUACACAACUGUAAUUGGAAAUGUCAAUAUUCUAUAUACAGACAUAAGAAUGGAUUUUAACAGAAUCUGGGUUUUUACUCAGUGAUUUGAUAAUUUAGUUGCUAUGUGUAACCCGAAAUAGCCAGGAUGGGGGAAAAAACUAUAAUUCUGAUAUUUUAACCUAUUUUUGUUUUCAAGCUAGUUCUUAUGUAGCCCCAACUCACUGAUUAAGAAAUUUAUUAUACAUUUUUUUGUGCUUAGUUGACGAUCCUUUUGCCUACAAAUAAUAAUAAUAAUAAUAAUAAUAAUAAUAAUAAAAAAACAGAGAUUAUUUGAAGUUACCAGGCAAUUGCAAAUUUAAGCCCAGAAUAAUUGAUUUAAAAAAAAGUUAACCCCAAAUUAGUGUUGACUAUUUCAACCUCUGUAUGUGAACAUUUUUUCUUCUUUUGACUGCCCAAAAUUGCCUGUUUAAUGAAUAUACCCCCUAGAUGUGUACAAAACGCCCUAUUAGAAAUUAACUGAUUUAUUUUCAAUCCUUGUGUCCGUCUGUCGUUUUAAGCUUUAAUUUGAUUCUAAUGUAAAUUUUUACAAUCACUUCAUAAUAAAAGCAGAGCAUUAUAAUUUUUUUGAGAAUUCCAUAUUUUCUAUUUCUCUCAUCACGAAAAAAAAAAAAUCUCUACAUAAAUAAGAUGUUUUUUUAAUCUGAUAUACAAUCCAGCAGCCAGGUAUAAAUAUGUAAUUUUGUUUGGAAAAACACAUUGUUUCAGACCAACAACCUGCAGCUCUAACUGCCUACUCUAUACGCAAUUUAGUAUCUUGUUAGAACUGUGGUAAUAAAACUAACUAAACACCUACUAUGUGGCAAUAAGGAAUCAUAACAAUGUGUAAUCAUUUUAUUUUUAUAAUAUGCUCUAUGCAUAUAAACAGAUAAACUAGAAAGGAAAUCAAGAAUAUUAUUAUUUUUUUUAAAUCAUUUUUAGCUUAAAAAAUAGAUUUUCUCGUGGUUUUAAAUUUUCCUUAAAAUAAAUGUGGUUCCCAAGCAAAAUGAACAUGUAAUCGAUAAGUUCAUUUACUAAGGGAACAAUCACUCCUAUGGGACCUGUUAAAUACCAGAGCUGAGGAGGAUGCUUUCAAAUAUAUGAGAUAAGUCAUGUUGAGAAUAUAUGUAUGUAGUAAAAGCAGGUACGCAAUCAUUCCAUAGUAAGAUAUGAACUGCAAGAUGGACUGGCAUUAACCCCAAAAAUAUAAACAUAAAAUAAAAGUCAUUAAAUCCUAUGUAUGUAGAUAGUUGUUAAUUGUGAAAGAUGGUUGCUUGAUAGCUUCAAUUAAUUCACAAAAAUACACAUUCAUUAAUUCAGCCAGACAGUUGUGAUCAGUUAACAAUCCUGUAUUUUCCCUAUUUUGGCCUAAAUGUAGUUUUUCAGCUAAUGUCCUUUAUUCAAUAAAGGCAAAUCCACGAAUUAGAAGGUUUUCACUACAAAACAGACACAGUUAUCCUUUAAAAAUCAGAACUGAAAUUAUUUUACAAAUAAAGGUGAGUAUUUUUCCACUGGGAACCAAAACAUUUAUACACACAAUUAAUUAUAAUAAAUUCAGCGUACAGGAAAAACCGAUAUUACAUUACUUUCAAUCUUUGCAUACCUGCCCCAUUACUUCACUGUCUCUCUAUGCGAGCGAGGUUCGAGAAAUCGCCCCAAAUCGAAAGGGUUAACCGAAAGGAAGGGCUCAGUGGCCGAACCACCUUAGUCAAUAUGCACUGACAUAUAUUAUUAUUGUUCCUUUGCUUACUCGUUUCUCUUCUAAAUGCCCUCACAGCCACAAAUUCUAAUACGAGCUAUUCACUAAACGGCGAGCUGCCGUGAACUGAAAACUGAACUGCAAAGUUUAGACAAAAAUGCAGAUCUGUAUAAAUUCUGCCAAUUAUAGUGACCGUUUGGACAUUGUAACCUGGAUUUUGCAAAUCAGUUUUUUUUAAUUCGCCACAACUCGAUGAUUAGUAAGUAGCCAGAAAUAUGCGGUGCACACCCAGGCUUGGCAUAUCAAAGGUUAAACAGACUGUCUCUGUUCAUGUCUCACUGGUUGUUUGUUGUGGCCAUUAGUGACUUUUAUUAAAACUCUGUCGUCUAUAAAACUAUAAGGAUGCAGUGUACAUUUUUCAUGAGAAAUAGAUGAGCACCAUUUCAUGUUUAUCAGAAUCAGAUGUCUUGGGCUAAUCCCUCCAUGCCAACAUUUCUUUGGUUGGAAACAUUGUUAUAAUCUACAAACCAGGCAACUAGAACAAAAAGUUUCAGCGUCCAAACUCAGAGCAUCUUGUUUCCCAACAAAGGAUGAAUACAUUUACGUUUAUAUUUAUUUCUAAAGCUGUUGAUGUCAAAAUGAAUGUUUCUUUGUGGGCAGAGUGCAGUCAGUAUUCUCACUUUGUUUGGCAAUCUUUGUUGCCAUUACAUUCCUGCAGCCAAACUUGAAUCCCAUCCAGACAUUCUCAAUAACAGGUGCAUUUAGGUGACAAGAAUACUUUCUGCUUUGAUAAUAAAAUGUUAGGGGAUUUACUGGCAGACUAAUGAGGUGAUUUAGAAGCCUUGGGGUCUGGGCUAAAAACCUAAAUCAUAGGCAGCCACUGACAGGCUGUGGGGCCCUAGUUAGUCUGUCAGCCAGCAGCAAAGCAUUCUCCUGUCUGAGCAUGGUGUGAGUUGGAAUCCACAAACAUGGACUAUAUACUCUGUCAGCCAGCAGCAAAGCAUUCUGCUGCCUGAGCAUGGUGUGAGUUGGAAUCCACAAACAUGGGGCAUAUAUAGUCUGUCAACCAGCAGAAAAGCAUUCUGCUGCCUGAGCAUUGUGUGAGUUGGAAUCCACAAACAUGGAACAUGUAUAGUCUGUCAGCUAGCAGAAAAACAUUCUCCUGUCUGAGAAUGGUGUGAGUCGGGAUCCACAAACAUGGAACAUGUAUAGUCUGUCAGCCAGCAGAAAAUCAUUCUCCUGUCUGAGAAUGGUGUGAGUCGGGAUCCACAAACAUGGAACAUGUAUAGUCUGUCAGCCAGCAGAAAACCAUUCUCCUGUCUGAGCAUGGUGUGAGUCGGGAUCCACAAACAUGGAACAUGUAUAGUCUGUCAGCCAGCAGAAAACCAUUCUCCUGUCUGAGCAUGGUGUGAGUUGGAAUCCACAAACAUGGGGCAUAUAUAGUCUGUCAACCAGCAGAAAAGCAUUCUGCUGCCUGAGCAUUGUGUGAGUUGGAAUCCACAAACAUGGAACAUGUAUAGUCUGUCAGCUAGCAGAAAAACAUUCUCCUGUCUGAGAAUGGUGUGAGUCGGGAUCCACAAACAUGGAACAUGUAUAGUCUGUCAGCCAGCAGAAAAUCAUUCUCCUGUCUGAGAAUGGUGUGAGUCGGGAUCCACAAACAUGGAACAUGUAUAGUCUGUCAGCCAGCAGAAAACCAUUCUCCUGUCUGAGCAUGGUGUGAGUCGGGAUCCACAAACAUGGAACAUGUAUAGUCUGUCAGCCAGCAGAAAACCAUUCUCCUGUCUGAGCAUGGUGUGAGUUGGAAUCCACAAACAUGGGGCAUAUAUAGUCUGUCAACCAGCAGAAAAGCAUUCUGCUGCCUGAGCAUUGUGUGAGUUGGAAUCCACAAACAUGGAACAUGUAUAGUCUGUCAGCUAGCAGAAAAACAUUCUCCUGUCUGAGAAUGGUGUGAGUCGGGAUCCACAAACAUGGAACAUGUAUAGUCUGUCAGCCAGCAGAAAAUCAUUCUCCUGUCUGAGAAUGGUGUGAGUCGGGAUCCACAAACAUGGAACAUGUAUAGUCUGUCAGCCAGCAGAAAACCAUUCUCCUGUCUGAGCAUGGUGUGAGUCGGGAUCCACAAACAUGGAACAUGUAUAGUCUGUCAGCCAGCAGAAAACCAUUCUCCUGUCUGAGCAUGGUGUGAGUCGGGAUCCACAAACAUGGAACAUGUAUGGUCUGUCAGCCAGCAGAAAAUCAUUCUCCUGUCUGAGAAUGGUGUGAGUCGGGAUCCACAAACAUGGAACAUGUAUAGUCUGUCAGCCAGCAGAAAACCAUUCUCCUGUCUGAGCAUGGUGUGAGUCGGGAUCCACAAACAUGGAACAUUUAUGGUCUGUCAGCCAGCAGAAAAUCAUUCUCCUGUCUGAGCAUGGUGAGAGUCGGAAUCCACAAACAUGGACUAUAUACUCUGUCAGCCGGCAGAAAAGCCUUCUCUUGUCUGAGCAUGGUGUGAGCUGGGAUCCACAAACUGGGACUAUAUAUAGUCUGUCAGCCAGCAGAAACGUAUUUUGCUGCCUGAGCAUGGUGUGAGUUGGGAUCCACAAACAUGGAAUAUAUACAUUUUAAAUAUAUGGUUUCUUCACUAAACGGCGAAUUCGCCAUAACUGACAGUUUAGUAAAGAGCCAUUUUAGUAAAAGGAAGCAUUGGUUUGCAGCUAGUAAAGGUUACUGGAUGGGAUUUCACCAGAAUUAAAAUAUCUAGAUUAAUAACAGCCGAAUUUAAAACAAUUUUCCAACUCUGAACUGCUUUAAAUAAAUUACAAACUCAGCUCGUUUCCAUCUAUAUUUGCCUAUCGUUCGCCAACUCGCCAAAACUCGCAGCUUAGUGAAUACCUUCCUGAGGAUGAAUCAUCUGGGUGAAAAGCAUCUGCCAUAUAUUGUAUUUUCUUUCAGAAUGAGAAAAAUUAUGUAUUUUUUUCUCAAAAUGUGUAAAAUUACCAUGAAAUAUAACAUUUAGGUGAAAUUAGUAGAAUGGCAAUUAAUUCUCCAAUUGAAUCCAAUUACUUAAAAUGGCCAGAAUAGAUUGGCCCAAAUUAUUGAAUUCACAGAUCAGUACAAGAUAAUUCUCAGUUUAGUAAGUAACCCUGGUAAUGCAACCGUUAAGGUAUGUGAAGGGUUAACAUUAUCCAAGCAUAUUGCAUUAAAAGGCAGUGUAGUUUCUAUUCACUCACUCACUCACUCACUCAGAUACUCACCAGUUAUGGGAAGAAAGAUUAUUUUUGAAAAUAGUUCAUUGUAUCCCGAAUAAUGAUGCACAAUAAAAACACAAUUAAAAUGUAUCUGUUCAACCUUAAAAUUACAAACCUAUUUGCUUGUUGGCGUUUAAAUAGUUAAUAAAAGCAGUAUUUUAAUUUAUGCAGUCCUACCAGGCCACUGCUCUCAGACUAAGUACAUGGUGAGCACAUGAAUGUAAAUGGCCAUAGAGAUUUGGCACUGGGUUUAGCUAUUAAUGAGGAGCCAAGGAGGCACGUAGGGUAUAAUAUAUUAUUUCUCAAACUGUGUUCAGUUAAUGGGAUUGGGUUAUUUGGCAAUGGGUGCAGACUACGUGGAAUUGGUAUAUAUGUCACAGUGUGAUUACUAUGAAAUAUUGGGAUCUAUUCACUAAAGGGCGAAUUGUUGCUUUGUUAAACCACAGGCAGCAUUUAGACCAAACUAUUCAAGAUGGUAAAAUAAUAUCCUUUUAUGAUGAAGAUGUUUUCCAGCUCGCUUAGUUUAGCCUGCAUUUUAUUUUAAGUGGGUUGUUAGUGUCCCCAAUACUCAACCUUUAGUUAAUCUAAACAGUAAAUGUGACUAUACCAUACAGAGCCCUGCAGGGCCAGAAUUAGCGUAAGUGAUCCCUAACAGCAUUCCAUUGACAUUUGCUGUUAAAAUCAUCACAUCAUUUAUUGUAUGUGCUCACUGUCACUCAUAAAAAGGGUAUUAAUUACGUGUAUCUUCUUAAAGAGGCACCAGCAUACCUAAACUGAGCACUAACUCAAUAUAUGUCCUGAAAUGGAAAGAAGAAUAAUUUAUAAUAAUGUUAUAGACCAUUUCCAAAUUAUUAUUAGUUAGCAGAUAUAUAUUUAUUUAUUUUUUGCAGGUCUAUACAUAUCUUUGUGGGAUCAGAGUUCUACGAUGGCAAAAAGUCAAAUAUAGUCCCAUCUUUUUUUAUGAAAUAUUUUUACUAUUAUCAUUCUAUGCAAGGCAGGAUUUAAUCACAGCUAAGAAAUCAACCUCUCGUAUAGUUAGACAAAUCUCCCUAUACCCAGCCAUGCCUUAUAGGGAGUUUAACGUGUUGAUUUAAAAAUAAAUAAAUAAGGUUGAUAUGGGCAUUGCCAGUCUAAAGCACGCUCAAUACAAAUCUACUUGUAACAGUCUCACCUGUUAGCAUUGAUGGCUCCGAAUAUGAUUCUGGAAUGCAAUUCGCAAUAAAACUCAGCCAGUCUUUCAGGCUUCCCCAAACUCCGGCCCUCCAGAUGUUGCUGAACUACAACUCCCAUGAUUCUGUGAAUGAAAUAGACCGGCUGAGAAUCAUGGGAGUUGUAGUUCAGCAGCAUCUGGAGGGAAGCCUGAGUUAGAGCUUUGUCGAACAUCAGGAUAAAUGCACCCCAGAACCAGCAGGGAAUGACAUUCAGAAACAUUUACCGUGUCAGAUUGAUAGAAGAACGAGCAGCCUUUUAUUUUCUAUCGUUUCAUUAUGCAGAUGAGCAUUCUACGUUUAUUUUAUUAUUUUUCUAAAGUUAAAUUUUUAUUUUUAUUUUUUUCCAGUGAUGAACAGAAAGCAAAGCAGCCCCAUCAUUAAAUCACAGGACGGUCACACUAAUAAUAAUAUACACGGGCUAUCGAUCCCAGCUUCUUCGUCGUAACUACUAUUCGAAUUCACAAAAAAAAAAAAAAAGAGAGAAGCAACUCCCAUCAUCCCCCCUGCAUUAGAACACUGUCACCUUGCACGCUGUUCUCCUGCUGUGGCUUUUGGAUACAAAGUCUAACAAGUCCACAUAAUCAGGGACCACGGCAUUCUUUCACAUCAGAUUAGGAUAAAGCAGAGGUGAGGAAAAGAUUUGGAGAUUGAAUAAUCUAUUUACUUUGGGAAAAUCAAGCAGGUUGUUGAAAGCCAAGUAGCUAAGACUUUUCAAACUCUUGUUUGCUAUCGAGGAUCUAUUUUCCUCUAUGUUCCUUUCUCACUUCCAAUACCUUACAUGCACUAAUGUUUUUAAAUAGAAAUUGGCAAUAAAGUCUGUUUUUUUUUUUUUUUUUUUUUAGAAGACAAUGAUAUUUAAUUCUUCUUUUUUGGGGGGUAGGGGAUACUUCAAUUACUUAUUUUUCAGAAAUCUUUGGAACAUACUGUAUGAUGUGAAACAAUCUUUGUUAAAGUGUAAUGUAUAUCCUAGAUUGUAAAUGUACAAAUAAAUAACAUCUUUUUAUUUUAUAUUUUUAUAAACAUAAAUAUCUUAAAUAAAUGAAUUAGAAAUGGUUCUCUUUUUUUCAUUGCCUGUUAUUUUCAUUUGUUACAUUAAAUAUUGGCUGCUUUUGAGACACUACCAACAAUUUCCUGUUUUCAAAUCAGC
Molecule: messenger RNA, 12709 nt
Organism: Pelobates cultripes (western spadefoot toad)
Lineage: Eukaryota; Metazoa; Chordata; Amphibia; Anura; Pelobatidae
Source: the annotation of a GenBank genome assembly